Andrographis paniculata is the source of this 1464-nucleotide messenger RNA. RefSeq lists its product as uncharacterized. Bases 269 to 1033 code for a protein of 254 amino acids. The record is from RefSeq and is a predicted model, not a curated record. The transcript is spliced from 10 exons. Gene Ontology annotation, cellular component: Golgi membrane. NCBI's taxonomy places the organism in Eukaryota, Viridiplantae, Streptophyta, Magnoliopsida, Lamiales, Acanthaceae.
CAUAUUUUUAACGGUGUUGAUCGUGUCCGGAGCUGCGCUCCAUGGAGUGGCUCAGAAUUCCUUACUACAGGCAAUCGAUCGGAGGGAACAACUGAAUAGAAAGAACGAUGGGAGGGGAAGAAUGGAGGAGGACGAGGAGGAGGAGGGAGAUCAUCAAAUUCGAUAAAUAAAAAACAAAGAAAAGGUCCUAGCGGAGAGGGAGAGGUAGGCUGCAGUCAAAUCCAUCCAAGGUAGUAGGCGGUGACGACGACGUUGGAGAAAGGAGAAGAUGCUUCCAACUUCUUCAUCAGCAGCGAAGGCCCGGUCGGGGCCUCAGGCCCGACCCAACUCUUUGUUACCGCAGUACCUUCGGAGAAUAGUCAAGUGGCAACAAAUGGAUAUUGAAUAUACAUUCUGGCAAAUGCUUCAUCUAUGCACUUCUCCUAAAGUUGUAUAUCAACACACCAAGUAUCACAAGCAAACAAAGAACCAAUGGGCACGUGAUGAUCCUGCAUUUCUUGUCAUAUGUAGUUUAUUGUUGCUGGUUUCUACGGUGGCUUAUUGUUCUGCGUAUGAUCACAGUGCAGGACAUGCGGCCUUUGUAGUUAUUUCAGUGUUGCUCUUUCAUUUCCUCAUAACAGGUGCAAUUUUGGCUACUUGUUGCUGGUUCUUUACAAACAAUUACCUCCGGGAAGAAGCUCCAAAUAGUCAUGUGGUGGAACAACGAGUGGAGUGGUUGUACGCCUUUGAUGUGCACUGCAACUCUUUCUUUCCUAUGUUUGUGCUGCUUUAUGUUAUCCAUUAUUUUUUAUCACCUCUGCUAGUGGCUCAUGGUUUUGUUCCCGUCUUGCUAUCGAAUUUGCUCUUCAUGGUGGGGUUCUCUUAUUAUCACUACCUAAAUUACUUAGGCUAUGAUGUAUUGCCAUUCUUGGAGAGAACGACUUUGUUCCUGUACCCAAUCGGUGCCGUCUUUGUUCUUUCCCCUAUAUUAAUUCUGAGUGGCUUCAACCCGUCGAGAUAUUUCAUGAACAUGUAUUUUAGUCAAGUGGUAUAGAUGCAAUUGACGCCACUGCAUGCUGGAUGUGAGGACCCAAGAAGAUCGAUGUUAGGGUCGAUUUUGUUAUUGCAUAGGAGUGGGGGGGUAACAGGGAGCCUAACUAUUGGGUGGGAGGGGGAGGGGGAGGGAGUUGAGGGUGGUGGUGUUAUAUUGGUCUUUGUUUAGUGAAGUUGCGAUUGAAAAAAGGUUUGGGUCAUUGGUGGUUAUUUGCUUGCUUGCUUGCUUACUGAGAGAGUGGAUAUGUAUAACGAGUUUCGGGCUCAUCAGUCAUUCACACACAUGAUGAAUUUGAUAUAAUAGUGUUUCCUUUUUGACGUUUUUUGUAGAAAUUGUGAACUAGUGUGUGUGUUCCUCCCUAUCAUUGAUACUAGAACAUUGGGAAUGGACCCUGAUUGAAAUUUAGCAUACUCAAUACUGAGAAAUUUCAA